AGUAAUUAGCAACAGGUUAACAGCACCAAGAGCCCCUUUAAUCUCUGUCAGCUAGCAUCAGUCCCCCAUUAUGAAAGAUGCUGAGGAGCACCUCCAAUAGCAGGAGCGCGAGAGCAGCAACCUCUCCUCAUCGCCCUCUCAACCACUCUGCUAGCUCCUUAUGUCACCAGCACAAAUAUUUAUGCACACACAAUGUCGUAUGAGACACGUACGUGAGCUUGUACUUAACAAGAGACACAUAGCUUUGGAGAAGCUAGCCAUUGCUGCAGGCUGCAGUUCUGUCUGGAGAGCUUGAGGUUUAGCAAUGGAGGAGGACUACGUGUUCAAGAUCGUGGUGAUCGGCGACUCGGCGGUGGGGAAGACGCAGCUGCUGGGGCGCUUCACGCGCGACGAGUUCUUCCUGGACUCCAAGUCCACCAUCGGCAUCGAGUUCCAGACGCGCACCGUCGACAUCGCCCGCCGCCGCGUCAAGGCCCAGAUUUGGGACACCGCCGGCCAGGAGAGGUACAGGGCGGUCACCACCGCCUACUACCGUGGCGCGCUCGGCGCCGUGCUCGUCUACGACGUCACCAGGCGCCGCACCUUCGACCACGCCGCGCGCUGGGUCGACGAGCUCCGCGCCCACGCCGACAAGUCCAUCGUCGUCAUGCUCGUCGGCAACAAGGCCGACCUCGCCGCCGGCCGCGCGGUGGCGGCGGACGAGGCCGCCGCCUUCGCCGAGGAGCAGGGGCUCUUCUUCUCCGAGGCCUCCGCGCUCAGCGGGGAGAACGUCGAGCGCGCCUUCCUCAGGCUGCUCGAGGAGAUCCACGCCAACGUGUCCAGGAGGCCCGCGCUGGAGGCGGCGGCGGCGUACGAGGAGGCCGGCGUCAUCAACGGCCGUGGGCAUGGCGACGCCGGCGUGCUGAUGCUCAAGGGCGCUAGGCUGUCGCUGGCUGAAGAGAGGUCCAUCAUGGAAACGAGCGCCUUGAGGAGGACAAGCAGCUGCUCGUGCACGUAAGCAAUCUGCUUGUGCGAUAGAAUGUAUCAUCAGAUCAGAAGAUCCAACGAUUUCUCAAGUGAACACACAACGCAGGCGUGCUUCGUCAUGGUACUGAGUACUGACUGGUUUCAUGUGUCAACAGUUUGUGCUCCGAAUGGAAGUUCGUUAGCAGCCAGAAAAAAAAAAUUGAA
Molecule: messenger RNA, 1170 nt
Organism: Setaria italica (foxtail millet)
Lineage: Eukaryota; Viridiplantae; Streptophyta; Magnoliopsida; Poales; Poaceae
Product: ras-related protein RABA3
Exons: 1
Coding region: 305-997 (230 amino acids)
Cellular component (GO): endosome
Molecular function (GO): GTP binding; GTPase activity
Source: RefSeq, a predicted model, not a curated record